Myxozyma melibiosi is the source of this 519-nucleotide messenger RNA. RefSeq lists its product as uncharacterized. The coding region runs from base 151 to 417 and encodes 88 amino acids. Lineage: Eukaryota; Fungi; Ascomycota; Lipomycetes; Lipomycetales; Lipomycetaceae. The transcript has a single exon. The record is from RefSeq and is a predicted model, not a curated record.
AACCAGACUCCACCGCGAAGGGCAGCUGUGACUCGGUCUGCAGACUGGAUUAUGCGCUUUUCUGAUUAUUCUAUUCACUACAGCAGUCUUUUGAAUAUCUUUUUGUAAUUCUAAACCGAUCAUCGUGCGGUGGUCUGCUGGCCAAUCAGCAUGUCAUUGCUGCACAGCUUAUGCCGCGCCUGCCUUUUUUUUGCCACGCACGCGGUUACUUGCUUUGCCUGUCAGCUGUUUACCACUACGCACACGACACGUAGUUCAGACAACUUCGUCCGCAGUGCUGCUCUUCUCCUCUCUCUGACUCACCCACCCGCCUCUUUGUUGUCACUGUUGAGCUGGCAUCUUCUAAGCCGUCGCUCGUCAGCCGGUCUCGCCCUGGCGUUAGCUCUGUUUUUACCCUCUGCCCUGUGCGCUCUUUAGGCUCUUUACUCUCCGCCGACCACCGGCUCCCGCUGGACCCUGUAGAGCCUAUUAUCAGACCUGUUUUCUUCUCAUUUCUAUUUAUUGACAAUUUUCUAUCAC